This is a messenger RNA of Prinia subflava (tawny-flanked prinia), 4363 nucleotides long. Its product is annotated as cysteinyl leukotriene receptor 1-like. Gene Ontology annotation, biological process: G protein-coupled receptor signaling pathway. Gene Ontology annotation, molecular function: leukotriene receptor activity. Lineage: Eukaryota; Metazoa; Chordata; Aves; Passeriformes; Cisticolidae. Gene Ontology annotation, cellular component: plasma membrane. The record is from RefSeq and is a predicted model, not a curated record. The transcript has a single exon. The coding region runs from base 3368 to 4363 and encodes 331 amino acids.
AAAAAAAAAAAAAAAAAAAAAAAAAAAAAAAAAGGGGGGGGGAGGGUGGAAGGAACAGAGGGAAGGAAGGGAAGGAAUGAGGGAAAAAACCUUAACCCUCUCCUCCCAUCAUAAAAGAUAACAAAUUUUGCUUAUAUUCCCUAUCAGAAGUCUUAUCCCUGUCCAGAGAUGAAAACUGGUGCUCUCCUCACUUCUGCUUGGAUGCUCUUCACCGUACCGUAUGCCUGCGGCUGGAUUAGCCCACAGCCUAGCCAUAAUGUUUGGGUAACCUUAGCAAAAACAUUGAAACAGGAUAACAUGUGCUUAUCCAUGGGCAGCGUUGAUAACCCACUUUCCACAUGUCUAGUAGGGAUUCCUUUCGUAGCAGAUGACUGGCCCGUCUAUAACUCAGAGCUCCUCCACACCACAGGUAAGAGACCCAAUGUGGUAGAUACUUGGGAUGAGUGGACAAAAAUGUUACCUAAUGCCCUAGAGGAACCCCAAGAAUUGGACCUGCUGGGGUCCACCAAAGCAACAUACUGCGUCAAAUUUUACUAUAGACUUCCAAAGAAUAAUGGGCCAGAAAUUGACCAGGUAAAAAACAUACAGAAAAGACAUAUCACCAAUUAACAAAGCCUAUAACUAUCCGGAUUGGUGCAAUUACACCACUUGCGUGAUAUCUGUAUCCCGUCCCUCUGCAAACGGGGAAUGCAGAGCCUGUAGCAUUCCUCGGGAUGGGAAUGCUUCGUGUUUGUGGUUGGAACGAAGGACAGCAGAGACUUUGUGCUUUUGGGUUGUGUAAUUAAAUUGAGUGUAAUCUACUGGUGGCCAGAGAUGCUCCCAGAGCUGGAGCCCCUCUGCUCUAGAGCCAGGCUGGGAGAGCUGGGAGUGUUCACCUGAAGAAGAGAAGGCUUCAGGGAGAUCUCAGAGCCCCUUCCAGGGCCUAAAGGGGCUACGGGAGAGCUGGAGAGGGACUUGGGAAAAGGGAUGGAGGGACAGGGCACAGGGAAUGGCUUCCCACUGCCAGGGAUACAUGGGAUAUUGGAAGGAAAUUUUUUCCUGUGAAAACUUGGCACAGGUUGCUCAGAGAAGCUGCCCCAUCCCUCAAAGUGUCCAGGGGACCUGGGAUAGUGGAAGAUGUUCCUGCCCAUGACAGGGGGGGAAUGGGAUGGGCUUUAAUGCCCUUUCCAACACAAACCAGUCUGUGAUUCUAUGAGAAACUAUAAAUUUAUCUGUGCUGCAUCAGACUGGGAGAAUAGCAGUAGUUUAGAGAUUUGCUCAAUUUGGGAACCUUUUCUCAUGCACUGCGGUUCCCUUUCACUUGUGCACAUUCCCAGUGAGCUGAAUUCACCAGCACACAAAUAAUUGGUUCAGUGAACCACGACUGUACAAAUAAAAAAAUGGCAGAAGCAAUGUUUGUCUUCAAUUCAUGAUGCAAACGUAAAGCCUCAGCUAGGAAAUGCUGUUUUUGUGGGAUUCUUGUUGAUUUUUACAGAUGCAUUUCUGGGUGUGAUGUUCUCUCAUGCUUAAGCAGUUGGAUUGUGAACAUCAGUUUCCUUUUGUUUGCAAAACUCAAAUAACGUUCAGAAAUAAAAUAGAAAACAAGUCUUGCUUGUCUUUUGGACAAAUAUCUCGAGCGGUUGUUUAAAUUGUGGGCUGGUUGCUGGAGUUAAGGCCAUAAUGUAAUAAAAGCAUAAAUGAUCCUUGACACGUGGACUGGUGGCUUUGUUCAGGAUUUCUAAUCAACAUCACCUCCUCUACCCUCGGGUGGUGACAGUCCCCCUGCUCAGCUUUAGUUUGUUUGUGCAUUGCAGAUAAUCAAAGAACUCUUUUAAAAGAGUACAAACACCAAAAUAGCUGAAAUUUGACUGACACCUGGAAGGCUUGAGCAUCCCAGAGUGGUUCUGAAUUCUGACUUCAGUGAGUCCUGGGGGCAGACAGAGAAUCUAAUACUGCCAAGUUAUUUUUAUGGGUGAAAAUACAUUUAACAGCAAUUUUGAGCAUAUUCACAGUACAGUUGUGGAUUCUCACAGCUGAUCUUGACCCAGCUUCUGCUUUUGUUGUUGUGGUGUCCUGUUAUUUCAACUGACUCUUGUUCUGCAGUUCUGAUCUCUCAGCUUUUCAUGGUCUCAGGCUGCAAGGAAGGUUCUGCGUUUGAACCAUUAGAAACGGAAAAUCAAUCAAAAAGAAAGAGGAGAAUCAGGGCUGAACAAUUAGUAUUGUCCAGGACCACUCCUCCUAUAUUAAAUUCCAUAGUGCUGUUGUCACCUUCGUUAUCCCUCUCUGCUGUUUUGCUGAGUAGCUGCCUCAGUUUGUGAGGAGUUAAGAGAUUUUUUGGUAGUUUAAUGUCCUUAUGACUUGGCCUCAAGUUGCACCACAGGAAGUUUAGAUUGGAUAUUAGGAAAAAUUCCUUCACCAAAAGGCUUGUCAAACCCUGGAACAGGCUGCCCAGGGAUGUGCUGGAGCCAUCAUAUGUUCCAAAACAUAUGGAUGUGGCACUUGAGGACAUGGAUUAGUGGUGAUCAUGGUGGUGGUGCUUGAUGGUUGGACUUGAUCUCAAGGGUCUUUUCCAACCUUAAAGAUUCCAUGGUCCUGUGAUCUGAUUCCAUUACUCUGCCACAUUUUGUCACUCAUAACCAGCUGUUGGUAGCUAGUGAAGAAAGGUGGAUGAAGUGGAGAUGGGUCAGAUCCACACCCCUUCUCAGCUCUCUCCUGAGAGAGAUGGCAGGCUUUUCCUCUUAUUCCAUCAUGGAUAUUUAUUUUCCUGUGCUGCUUUACCUCACCUGUGUUUUCCUCCUCAGGCCUGACACUAUCCCCAGGGAGUUGGUGCCCCAGCUGGGCACCAUGACAAUGCUGUCUAUCACGGUGCUGUGUUUCGAGACGUCAGCAUCUCCAUGCACGGCUAGCCCGGGCACCGUGACACGGGACGAGGAUCAGUUCGUACGCCGAGCGACGAUACUGAUUCCUGUGGGUUCUUGUUUUGAGAGGUCUUUGGCAGCGGUCUUAAAGUGACGAAGCAGAGGCAGGGUGGGAGGCAGUGAGGUAGUGAUGUUUAUUGUGCGGCAAGCGCGAUCUCUCACGCCUGCGUCUGCUCUCGCAACUCCCCCGAGGGCGGUUCUGCGUACACCUUUACACAGAUGGUGUCAGGGAGGGGUAAAGGCAAUACAACCAAUAGAGGGAGUUCUGGGGACCAUUAGACAGGUGCAAUAUUCAACUUUUGCCAACCAGGGGACAGGGAGAAAUACAAAACUAGCGGGCUUUCUGACGGACAGAAAACUGACAGUUACGUCACUUGCCUCAGGGGUACAUGUGGAUGGGGAGGGAACAAAGGAACAUAUAACAAACUUAAUAAACUAAAUUUCACACACCGCCACAGCUGUCCCCCAACAUGUCGUGCCACCACCACUCCAUCAACGACUUCCGCAACAGUGUCUACUCCAUGCUCUACUCCAUGAUCAGCAUCAUGGGCUUUGUGGGGAAUGGUGUGGUGCUGUACGUGCUGAUCUGCACAUACCGGCAGAAAACGGCCUUCCAGGUCUACAUGCUCAACCUGGUCCUGUCUGACUUCCUGUGUGUGCUCACCCUGCCCCUGCAUGUCAUCUACUACAUGCACAAGGGCCACUGGUUCUUCAGCGACUUCCUGUGCAGCCUCUCGUCCUAUGCGCUCUAUGUCAACCUCUACUGCAGCAUCUUCUUCAUGACAGCCAUGAGCUUCUUCUGCUGCAUCACCAUCGUCUUCCCGGUCCACAACAUCAGCCUGGUGUCGAAGAAGAAAGUGAAGUUUGUGUGUGCUGGCAUCUGGAUGUUUGUCACACUGACAAGCACUCUCUUCCUGCAGAACGGGACGUACCAGCACGGCAACAAGACCAAGUGCUUCGAACAGCCAGAGAACUCCCAGAAGACAAACCUGGUGGUGAUCCUGGAUUUCAUUGCCCUCUUCAUGGGCUUCAUCUUCCCCUUCAUCAUCAUCACCAUCUGCUACAACAUGAUCAUCCGCAUCCUGUUGCGGAACAAGGCCAACCGCCGCGAGGCCGUGUGGAUGAUUGUCAUUGUCACCGCCACAUUCCUGGUGAGCUUCACGCCGUACCAUGUCCUGUGCAUGGUGCACCUGCACAUGCUGAGCCUGUGGGGCUCAAGCUGCAGGGACACCAUGUUCCUGCAGAAAGCCGUCAUCGUCACCCUGCCCCUGGCAGCUGCCAACUGCUGCUUUGACCCCCCCCUCUACUUCUUCUCCGGGGGCAACUUCCGGCAGAGACUCACCACACUGAGGAAGGCAUCCUCCUCCAGCUUGUCACAAGCCUUCAGGAAGAAGAUCUCUGUGAAGGACAAGGAUGAGGAACCCUUUGGAGAAAGCCAAAGGGAGAAUGGAAGGGCAGCUAUGUAA